Cyprinodon tularosa is the source of this 5239-nucleotide messenger RNA. It is a transcript of the gene zbtb20, whose product is annotated as zinc finger and BTB domain containing 20. Gene Ontology annotation, biological process: regulation of immune system process; negative regulation of transcription by RNA polymerase II; regulation of cytokine production. Bases 400 to 2427 code for a protein of 675 amino acids. The transcript has 4 exons. Gene Ontology annotation, molecular function: protein binding. The record is from RefSeq and is a predicted model, not a curated record. NCBI's taxonomy places the organism in Eukaryota, Metazoa, Chordata, Actinopteri, Cyprinodontiformes, Cyprinodontidae.
GUACUCGAUGUAUAGUUAAAAAAUGGGAGGGCACACUUGAACCUAGCUCUUCUGUGAAGGUAGGCUGCAGCGUGUGUUUAUUGAUGAGAUGAAAAGAAGAUGGAAGUGAGAAAUGAAACAAAGUAAAGGAACAUACUGAGAAAGAAGAAAAGCAAAGUAAACGCGCUUCGUCGGGGGGAAAAACGGGGAAACACUGUCGACACUUUUUUUUUGAACGAGCUUCAAAGUGCAGCAGAGGAACACAUGAUUUGGACUGAGAGGACUGACAGCCUUGCCUAGCACCAGGUCACUGAUCAGCCAUCUCCACCAGCAAGCUGACCCGCUUUUCAUCACCAGCCUCACAAGCAUUUCAUAAAAAAAAAAAAAACAUCAUCUAACUGUGUCAUCAGUUGCAAGGGGAUGACCGAGCGCAUUCAUAACAUCAAUCUCCACAACUUCAGCAAUUCUGUACUUGAGACCCUCAAUGAGCAACGAAACCGCGGGCACUUCUGUGACGUGACCGUUCGGAUCCAUGGAAGCAUGCUGCGAGCUCACCGGUGCGUGCUGGCCGCUGGAAGCCCAUUCUUUCAGGACAAGCUGCUCUUGGGCUACAGUGACAUCGAGAUCCCCUCUGUGGUCUCAGUUCAAUCCAUCCAGAAGCUGAUUGACUUUAUGUACAGUGGCAUUCUGCGAGUGUCUCAGUCAGAAGCUCUGCAGAUCCUCACCGCCGCCAGCAUUCUGCAGAUAAAGACCGUCAUUGAUGAGUGCACUCGCAUUGUGUCCCAGAACGUGGGCCUUGCUGGUCCAGGGGGGUUCCCGGUGAUACCAGGAGAUUCUGGCCAGGACACCCCUCGUGGCACACCAGAGUCUGGCACCUCUGGGCCCAGCAGCGAUGCGGAGUCAGGCUAUAUGCAAGUAACAUCACAGCAAAGUGUAGAUCGUGCAUACACAUCACUAUACUCCUUCCCUGGCCUAUCUCUGCAGAAUGGCACCCGUGAGCGGUCCCUUUACGCUAAUCAACUGUCUGCAAACUAUCCGAGUAAUCAGAGGGAUCAGUCUCAAGAUCCAGCCUGGAUGAACCGCAUCCAGGAUCGGUCCCAGCAGGGGGAUCGCUUGUUUUCCACUGCAGAGUCUACUCACUGCCGCAAGCAACAACGACCGUCACGCAUCAGUACAGAAGGACUGCACAUAAAGCAGGAGGCCGAAGAUGAGUACACCUGCUGUGACGAUAUGGGCGACUGCCAGGAUGACACUGAUCACAAUGAGGGUGUGGAGAGCGAAUCCAAGGUUGAAAACUUUGACUCAGGGGUGAGCUCUUCCAUCAGCACAGAGACGGAUACCAUGGAGCAGCAGUCAUACCUGACAGGCUUCAGUCGAGACGGGGUUGGGGAGGGACAGCAAAACGAAGGUGCCAUGGUGCAGAUAGAGGUUAGCAACUCGUCCCCGGAGCAAAUGCAAAAGACGGAGGAUGGGGACACUUCCCACAGCACUAGUGACAGUAGCAUGAUGCAGCCCCUGCCAAACUCAGUCAAACUCAGCCCCAUGUCCCAGUACAUGCGCCAGAUAGAAUCACACACCAGCAACCUGAGGAUGGCACCCACCCUGACCAGCAAUUCCCAAGUGGGCACUGCUGUAAGUACCUUCCUGCCCACACUCUUCCCCGCACAGCCGUCUAGAGACAACAAGUCUUUCCUGUACCUUCAUGGCCAGCAGCAGCCCCAGUUUGUGGCAGUGCCCCCGCCCGCAAUGCCAUCAUUCCCAAACCCCAUGUCGGUACCGCAGGCACCAUCGCAGCAACAGCAGGCUACAGGAGGGAUGGGUCCAGGGGAGAAGAAGCCCUAUGAAUGCACUCUCUGCAGUAAAACCUUUACUGCCAAACAGAAUUAUGUCAAACACAUGUUUGUUCAUACUGGUGAGAAGCCUCAUCAGUGCAGCAUCUGCUGGCGCUCGUUUUCCCUGAAGGAUUACUUAAUUAAACAUAUGGUGACACACACAGGGGUACGGGCCUACCAAUGCAGCAUCUGCAACAAGCGUUUUACCCAGAAGAGCUCGCUGAACGUCCACAUGCGGCUGCACCGUGGAGAGAAGUCCUAUGAGUGCUACAUCUGCAAAAAGAAGUUCUCGCACAAGACCCUGCUGGAGCGCCACAUGGCCCUACACAGCAAUGCCAGUGCCAUCACUGGUCUGUCUGUGAGUGCAGGCAGUGCGGGUCCUGUCUCCAUCCCCAUGCCGAUUGCUGUCCCCGAGCCCGGAGCUGGAGUUGUGGCCCUCGCCAUGCCAGUGAGCGGCGGCGCCGGAGUAGGGGCUGGGGUUGGAACGGGAGUGGGUGUAGCUGCUGAAGCAAGCUGCCAAGAAGGGACCACCUACGUGUGCUCCGUCUGCCCUGCCAAGUUCGACCAAAUGGAGCUCUUCAAUGACCACAUGCGAAUGCAUGUCUCCGAUGGAUAAGUACAAAUUUGAAAAAAAAAAGAAACUUCUUUCUGAAAGAAUGACAAAUACAAUGGCACUAGAAUUUCCUUUUCUUAUUUUGAGGUAUGAAGAGUAAUGAGUAUAGACACUGGCACAUUAAGUUUCCCCAAAAAAAUUUUACUUUUUUUUUUUUUUCCUGUUCUAAAAGAAAAAAAAAGAUGGUGGCCUUAAGGCUCAGUAGUUUGAUGAUGAUCUACUGGAUGGAUCCAAACUACGGGCCUCUAAAUGUAUGCUUUCCUAAAAUACUGAUUUAUGUGUUGAACACUACCGAAAGGCCUACGAAAGAAACACAUACACACAAACACACCUUUAGUCUAGAUAUGUCUGAAUGACUUUAAAUGAGCAAAUAUGUUCGAACGUCUGUGUUUUUUUGCAUACAUGUUGGUCUCUUUAUUUGUCCAAUUGUGUCUGUGUGUGCGUAUGUAUUGCCGUAACACAAAAAUCAUGGCAGUGGUGAAUCCAUAUUGACCAGUUUGGAAACAUAGAUGUCCAAGCUUACUGUGGUAUAAUUUACAACGAUAACAGUAAAAAAAAGACAAAAAAACUGAAAAAAAAGUAUAUAUAUCUGGGGUUGGGCUACAUAUUCCCUCUAAAAUACUGAUGGUCACAAGAUUGCCUUCUUAUAUCAAAAAAAAAAUGCAGAGUACUUAAUUUGACACUGGGUUUUAUUUAUUCCUGUGGUUUAAGGGAUUAUAAUGCAGCUGUUGUCAAGGUACCAAUUUUAGUCAUCUUACAUAAUAGUAACUUCCUGUCAAAGGUGAUGGGGGGGAAACUUAUUAUUUCUCACCUGUUUAACGAUUAUUGUCCAUGAAUUUUGACGGUCAAGAUAACGUUUACUAAAUUAAUAUGUGUGGAUCAGACAGUAUUUUAGCAAAAAGACGUUUCCUUUUUUUCCUGGAGUUUGGAGUUUAUCUCAUUUGCAUACACUGCCUUUUUAAUAUCCUAAAAGACUGUUAAGGCUACUUAAGAUUUCUUCCACUGCAAAACAAAAAAAAAAAAAAUGGAAGAUUCUUGUGCUGAUGGUUGUUUUUUCUUUUCAGCCUUUUUCACAGUUAAGGCAGGCUGGAAUAUGGGACUAAACUCUCUCCUUCAUAAUUGCUGCUCCUCAACCUGCACCCGACUGUUAUGGGAUAUAGAUUUAGAGGAAAAAAAAAAAAAAAAAAGGAAUUGUCACUUCAACUAUUGUUGUUAUCGAGUAGCCUGUUUGGUUUUAAUCUCAUAAUUGAAUUACAGUUUCGUGGGGAGGGGGUCGGCCAGUUCCUGAUUGGAUCGGCGUUGUAAAAGAUGGUGUAAAUUAAUUUUGAGUCAGACUAAAAAGCAAAAUAAUUGCCGUCCUGAUCCUAGAACGCCUGUGUAACCUGUUCAUUACGAUUGUGGAGCUGUUUCAGCAGGUGGGAGAGCUGAGUGCAUUACUCUUCGUGCAUUCUCUCUCUCUCUCUCUCCCUGAAGGCUCAAAUGGCAUGCAACGUUUUGAAAGGAAAUACAGUCUGAAAGCAAAACAAGUAGCUUCCAUCAAUCGAUAGCACGCUGUUUCAUGAUAUACCACAAGCUGCAGAUGGACUGUGUGGAAAAACAGCAUACAUUCCCAAUUUUCUCUUACACCAAGACACAGUAUGUGUAGACUAGAUGUGGAAGCUUGUGUGUUCAUGUCGUCAUUCUUGCAUUGUGCUACUUAAGGCUGAUUUCAGAUAGUUUUUUCAUUCUUUUGUAUUUGAUUUUCUAUCCAAAAUAGGUCUCUCUCACACACACACGAACAGAGAAACACAUGCACACGUGCAACUGCAGCCUAAAGGAUUUGCUUCUUUAAGCGAGCAAACACUUUUGGUAGUUGUACGAUAAAGCGAAUAACUAACUGCAUUCAGGAGGUCUUCAAAAGACCUUCUGUCAGUUCAGAAAAAAAGUGCUGUUUUGCACAUUUUCUUAAAAUGCCUGUGCUUAAUAUUUAAUUGUUUUUCUUUAAUAAAAUUUCUUUUUCUCAAUUUUAAAGGAAAAAAAAUUUUUUGUUUAAUUUUGAUAAGUGGACUGCAUUAUCUUCUUGCAUAUAUGUUGCACUGCUUAAACCAAUAAGUGCACUACUGUUAACAGAGAUAUAGUUUUAGAAAAAAAAACUUUCUUCUUUCUUUUUUUUUUAAGAGUUCACCUGAAUAGCGGUGUUUCAAGUUUUUCAUUUUGUAAAUUUCGCAAUUCUCUGCUUUUGUUAUCGCUUGCUGUUACCUUCAGUAUACUCUGGUUCCGCGUUAAUGGAAGCAUUUAUUUUAUUUAACCAUUGUGUGUGCUCGUCUACGUUUAAACCUUUGAAAUAUUCUAUCGUCUCAGUUCCCUUAAAGGUUUUAUUAUUUCUUUUGGUUUUUGUUUUUUUUAACAGUGCAGAAUUUUCCUAUGAGAUCGUUCAAAGCCAAACAUCAUUGACAGUGAAACAACAGUAAUAAUAAAGAACCUCCCGUCCAAGUAUGCCGGCGGAAGUAAUAUUAGAUUAUUAAUAAUACACUUAUAUGUGUGUAUGUGUGUAAAUGAUGUGUGUCUCCAGGAAAAAAAAAACUUUCUGUUGUGAUGGAGUAGAGCUUCUUUGAUAUCAGUCCGUCACUUAUGCGCAGUCGUGUUCCUUUCCUUUCGGUGUUUGUGUGUCCGUGAGCGUCUGUAUGCGGUAAAUAGCCUAAUCAAAUUGUUGAUAAGUGGAAUAUCUCAACUGUAGGGCUUCCUUUGCAAUAUGCAGCGCAGGUACUAUAAAAAAACACACACACAGCUCUCCAAACCUUUUUGGGCUAAUAGGACGCCUGUAACAAUUCCUUAG